Penicillium paradoxum is the source of this 1101-nucleotide messenger RNA. Its product is annotated as protein MEMO1. Lineage: Eukaryota; Fungi; Ascomycota; Eurotiomycetes; Eurotiales; Aspergillaceae. Bases 1 to 1101 code for a protein of 366 amino acids. The record is from RefSeq and is a predicted model, not a curated record. The transcript is spliced from 3 exons.
AUGCCAUCUCGAAAUGCCUCUCACUCUGGAUCCUGGUACUCAGAUAAUGCCCGCACCCUAGCCCGUCAGCUAGAUGGCUGGCUGGGACAAGUGCCAGAUACGAUGGACAAGGUCGGCUCGCUACCGACUCCAGGGGCCAGAGUUGUCAUUGCACCGCAUGCGGGUUAUUCCUACUCGGGGCCUUGUGCAGCAUACGCAUACAAGGCGCUAGAUCUCUCCCAAGCCAAGCGAAUCUUUAUCCUAGGACCAUCACACCAUGUCGCGCUGGCUACUCUGGCUCUUCCAACACUGACUUCCUACCGUACCCCACUCUCCGAUGAACCUCUGCCACUAGACACCGAGCUGAUCACCCAGCUUCUUGAUACCCAGGCAACCAGACCCGACGGAUCAAAGGUCAGCUUUACCUCCAUGUCGCGCUCUGUCGAUGAGGACGAGCACAGCAUCGAGAUGCACUUGCCCUACCUCCACCGUUUGCUCCAACUCCAAUACCCUGAUUCUCCAGCCUCCGAAUACCCACCCUUAGUCCCGAUCAUGGUCGGAAACACCUCGGCUGCGACAGAGCAAGCGUUUGGGGCCCUCUUAGCUCCUUACCUGGCGGACCCGUCCAAUGCCUUCGUCAUCAGUUCGGAUUUCUGCCAUUGGGGUGCGCGGUUUCGCUACACAUACUAUGUUCCACAGGCGCCCCGGCCAGGCCCACAACUUCCAUUAUCUGGUGAUAAACUCCCACAGCCUGGAACAGAUGCAGGUAGCGUCAACCAGGCCAUUGAAAUGGUCUCAGCUGGUCAUGCCUUGCGACAACGCGAUCGCAUCUCCAGCCGGGAACCUACCAUCCACGAGAGUAUCUCGGCAUUUGACAUGGCGACCAUGUCGGCCAUUACAACAGGAUCUGCAAAGACCUUCCUUGAUAUUAUUGAACGCACGGGUAACACAGUAUGCGGGCGCCAUCCGAUUGGGGUAAUUAUGGCAGCCCUAGAAAUCGUGACAACCCGAGCAGCCGACGAGCAAGGACGCUUCUACUUUCUGCGAUAUGAGCGUAGCUCGGAUGUAGAAGAGGUUGAGGAUAGCUCAGUGAGCUAUGUUUCUGCCUUCGCAGUGCUUUAA